This is a messenger RNA of Colletotrichum navitas, 649 nucleotides long. RefSeq lists its product as uncharacterized. The record is from RefSeq and is a predicted model, not a curated record. Bases 35 to 649 code for a protein of 204 amino acids. The transcript is spliced from 4 exons. Lineage: Eukaryota; Fungi; Ascomycota; Sordariomycetes; Glomerellales; Glomerellaceae.
AUACACCAGCCAUAUCAGCUACCCUUUCCUCUUGAUGCAAUUAAGUCAUUACUACUACGUGUUAAAAUACACCACAAAAGCUAUGAAAACUACGUUUGCUCUCGCUUUGGCGUCUGUCCUCUGGGGCACAGCUUCUGCUUGUGUUACUGGGGCGUCACUAGGCGUAGGAACUUACUGCUCGGGUGUUGCAAACACAAGCCCUUUCUUAUGCGAGACCAGUACAGAUAGUUCUAUGGCAAAUUGCCAGAUCCAAGGCACUCUCCAGCUUAGUGGAGUGCAAUACUUUGGUUUCUGCGGUCUGUUCGAAUGGCUUCUUCGUGGCGCCACGAAGCGUGGUUGGGAGCUGGGCGUUUCUGCCAACUCAGAUGAGCAUCGGGGCAGAUGUGGCGGCGGCGUUCUAAGAACGGCUGUAUUCUCAACAAAAGGAGGCUUGACGGGCGUGUUGGCCAACAAGCUGGACCGUGCCAGUGUGGCCAAAGCACUGCGUGCCCGCAGAACCUUUGCAAAUACCGGAGAGCGACUUGUAGGUCUGGUGAGCACAAGCAGCAGCGAUGUCCAAGGUGACGAUGUACUUCUGGCGUCUGACAAAUCUAUUACCUUGACUUACUGUUUCUUCAGAACCAAUGGUUUGAACUUAGUUGAGGCAUGA